AUGGAAAGGCCAUUAGCGUUGGUGUUCUUAACAUUACAGGUGGGUACUUUUAUUAAUCGAACCUUGACCCUUUGACCCCAUUCUUUUGUGAAAGCCCGAGUUAUUCUUGGGGAAACAAUGGAAAGAAUAGAUAACCUUGACGAGACUUGGGGUGUUAUUUAUAACGCUUGGUUUAAUUAUUCCAGAUAUUCCGAUGUCAAGGAGCCUACAAUAAUCUGGAUAACUCGGUCAUCGGUAGGUUUGUGUGACCUAUUUGAAACCUUUAAUUGUCUCACACAUCAUAAACUGCAUGCGCAAUGUUUAGGCUCUCCGAUCGUGCGUUGUGAGAAGGAGUAUAUCCAUUUCUCCGUUCCCACCAAAAAGCCAUUUAAUGGCAGAGUUUAUGUGAAAGGCGAGAAUCAGAAUCCGCACUGUGUCAAAAUCUAUGGAGCAGAAGAAGGACAGGAUGGAGACACCCGGAGGCAUUCCGAAGAAGAGCGAUCAAACAAUUUGAGGAAUGAUUUCAGCGAGAAGAAUGGGGGAUUACCGGAGCUCGAAGAGAACCAGUGGCACCAUUUCUUGAAGGGAGGGAAACCCGCAUUGGAUUCACCCAGAAGGGCAGCUCAGGAUCGACAGAGAAGUUCAUCUGAUUGUCCACUGGUCUGUCCUCCACCAGUAGAUUGCUCCAGAAAACGGAGGGAUCUCUCAUAUCGGGCUGAACUGGAUGUCCAAUUGGACUCGUGUAAUACAAUCAGAGAUCGAGUGGUGAGACAUCUAACACGUUUAAAAACACAGCGACUUACAAAAACAUAUUUUCCAGGUAAAUCCGCCCGGUGUUCACAUCUCCUUUGUUGUCGUUGUCAGUUUUCACAACAGCUUUGUUACUAAAUUAGAUCGUGCCUAUCGAAUCCAAUGUGCUUACGAAGAAUCCGAUCGUACAGUGACCACUAAAUUGGAUGUCAGGUAGUUGGAUUGAGAUCACCCUAUUCCGAAAUGCCAUAUAAAUAUUUAGUCAUCAUUUUUAGCAUGCCCCAGACUGUUGAACUGUCAAAUGAAAUGAGCGCUCCGAAAUGCGAAUAUGUAAUUAAAUCGCGUAACAAGAACACUGCUAGUUCUGUGCAAGUUGGUGAUAUCCUUGAUCACGAAUGGUCAUGCCUCUCUUCGACUGGUGCAAUCAACCAACAAGAAAUGGGGAAGAUGUUCGGAAUGUUGGUCCAUGACUGUUAUAUUGAAGAUGGACAAGGGCAGAAAGCACUGGCCGUUGAUUCUCAUGGCUGUUCCGUGGAUACGUAUAUACUGCCAACACCGAAAUACGAUCAGACUAAAUUGGCAGCAUCUGUCUCGGCAAUGGUCGUCAAGUUUCCGGACAAAGAAUUGAUGACAAUUCAAUGCGCCAUCAGUGUUUGCAUGAAAGAGUUGGGGAAAUGUGACGAGGUUACUGUAAGUGGACUUUUAUUUGAUUUAAAGUUAAUUUAGCCGCCAAAAUGUGGCAAGGAGUUGCGUCGAGUGAAAAGAAAGGCUGAUUUGGAGGAUGGGUGGGUUCUGAGCAGUCCCCAACUGACAGUGCUGGAUCCAGACACCAAUAUAACAAGUUCCGAUGGCAAGUCCUUCAUUUAUCCAAUUUAUUUUGCUUUAGAAUGGUCAACGUUUCUUGAAUCACGUGAACUUUCCCUUCCUCAAACAUUUGAAUUGUCCGAGUUUUGCUUGUCCAUCAAAGGAUUCGGCUUUCUGAUCGCCUCAAUGACAUUCAUCGCCACGAUUACAUUAGCCAUGAUUCUAUCUGCAUUCCUUUUACGGCCGCAAGGAAAAUGCUAA
Messenger RNA from Bursaphelenchus xylophilus (pine wood nematode), 1794 nucleotides. NCBI's taxonomy places the organism in Eukaryota, Metazoa, Nematoda, Chromadorea, Rhabditida, Aphelenchoididae. The record is from the annotation of a GenBank genome assembly.